AUGGCGAUGAACAAAAUUCGCGGCGCCUUUGCGGUGCCCCGGAAAGGAGAGACGUUCGAAUUGCGAGCUGGACUUGUAAAGGAAUCAAUUCAGAAGACUAUUAUGGCUAUGACCCUGGGGAAGGACGUGUCGGCACUUUUCCCCGACGUGCUCAAAAACAUCGCCACCGGGGAUCUUGAGCAGAAGAAAUUGGUCUACCUCUAUCUCAUGAACUAUGCCAAAUCGCAUCCGGAUCUAUGUAUUCUCGCCGUCAACACCUUCGUUCAGGACUCCGAGGACCCCAACCCGCUGAUUCGUGCGCUGGCAAUCCGAACAAUGGGCUGCAUCCGAGUGGAAAAGAUGGUGGACUACAUGGAAGAACCGCUGCGCAAGACUCUUCGGGAUGAAUCACCAUAUGUUCGCAAGACAGCUGCGAUCUGUGUCGCUAAGCUGUUCGAUCUCAACCCGGUCAUGGCACUCGAGAACGGAUUCCUCGAGACACUCCAAGAGAUGAUUGGCGACCCCAACCCGAUGGUCGUUGCCAAUUCAGUGACUGCACUUUCGGAGAUUCAUCACUCAGCACCAGAGACGAAGGCCCUGCAGAUCAACACCAACAGUCUACGGAAGAUGUUGAUGGCAUUGAACGAAUGUACAGAGUGGGGACGAGUCACUAUUCUCUCGACCCUGGCCGAGUACAAGACGACUGACGUAAAGGAAUCGGAGCACAUCUGCGAGCGAGUUGCGCCUCAAUUCCAGCACGUUAACUCUGGUGUCGUUCUCGCAGCUGUCAAGGCUGUCUUCUUACAUAUGAAGAACGUUAACCCCGAAUUGUCCAAGACCUACCUCAAGAAGAUGGCCCCUCCACUAGUCACAUUGGUUUCAUCGGCCCCUGAAGUGCAAUAUGUGGCACUGCGAAACAUUGACCUUUUGCUGCAGAAGCAGCCGGACAUUCUCCAGAAGGAACUCCGUGUCUUCUUCUGCAAAUACAACGACCCGCCAUACGUCAAGUUCCAAAAGUUGGAGAUUAUGGUUCGCAUUGCAAACGAUCGAAAUGUGGACCAGCUCCUGGCUGAAUUAAAGGAGUACGCCCUUGAGGUUGAUAUGGACUUUGUCCGACGUGCUGUUAAGGCAAUUGGUCAAGUUGCAAUCAAGAUUGAAAGCGCAAGCGAACGUUGUGUCAACACACUGCUAGAUUUGAUCAACACCAAGGUGAACUAUGUCGUUCAGGAAGCGAUUGUGGUCAUCAAAGAUAUCUUCCGCAAGUACCCCGGAUACGAGGGCAUCAUCCCGACUUUGUGCCAGUGCAUUGAUGAAUUGGAUGAGCCAAAUGCCCGAGCGGCACUGAUCUGGAUUGUUGGAGAAUACGCCGAGAAGAUCAGCAAUGCAGGCGAUAUUCUGGGCGGCUUCGUGGAUGGAUUCAACGAAGAGUUCUCCUCGACGCAAUUGCAAAUCCUCACCUCAGUGGUCAAGCUGUUCCUGAAGCGGCCCGAGAAGGCCCAGGGUCUGGUGCAACGGGUGCUCCAGGCUGCAACCGCCGAGAAUGACAACCCCGACGUUCGUGACCGAGCUUACAUCUACUGGCGUCUUUUGUCCAACACCAGCGAUUCCGAGGCAACUAAGAACAUUGUCCUCUCAGACAAGCCACCCAUCGUCACCACCAUCCACUCACUACCCCCAGCACUCCUCGACCAACUUCUUACCGAACUUUCCACCCUCUCCUCUGUCUACCACAAGCCCCCCGAGCAGUUUGUUGGCCACGGCCGAUUUGGCGCCGACGCUGUCCAGCGCGCUGCCAUCGAGGAACAACUUCAAAACGCACGCGAAAACCCAUUGGCCGCGGCAGCCGCCGCCGCCGCCGACGGCACCGCACCCCCUGCGCAGGCGCAAAACAACGUCGAGAACCUGCUGGACAUCGAUUUCGACGGCGGUGCCCCUGCCUCUGCACAAAACGAGCCGGCAAGCGGCAUGUCCGGCCUGGAAGGAUUGGCAGGAACUCCUGUCCGAGUUGCCUCCCCUGCCGUUGGCGCCCCCAGCCAAGCCAACAACAACUUGGACGACUUGUUGGGCGUCUUUGGAGACUCGGGACCUGCGCAGCCUUCAGCUGGUGCACCCAGCGGCUCUGCUGAUCUGAUGAAUGGAUUCUCUGGUCUGGACCUCUCUGCUAAUGGUGGAGGCCAGAACAAGAAAUCCAACGACGAUAUCAUGUCGCUCUUCUAG
Messenger RNA from Penicillium salamii, 2196 nucleotides. The record is from the annotation of a GenBank genome assembly. Lineage: Eukaryota; Fungi; Ascomycota; Eurotiomycetes; Eurotiales; Aspergillaceae.